CCAAGAGGAGGCGCCGAGCGAGGCCAGACGGGUGGCGCAGCGCUGGGCAAGGUGGCUGGGUCCAGGGUAGCGAGCGAAAUGAGCGAUCCGGAGAAAGGCAGCCGCGGGCAGCGGGAGCCACUCAAGAUCGAUGGUAAUUCCGGCAGCCUUGGGUUUUGUGGCUGGAUCCUGGUUAUAUUUUCAUUCCUACUCGUGGUUGUCACUGCUCCUAUUUCCAUUUGGUUCUGCAUAAAGAUUGUCAAGGAAUAUGAGAGAGCCAUCAUCUUUAGACUUGGACGUAUCCUAAAAGGAGGUGCAAAGGGGCCAGGGCUGUUUUUUGUCUUGCCUUGUACGGACAAUAUCAUCAAAGUGGACAUGAGGACCAUCUCAUUCGAUAUUCCACCGCAGGAAAUCCUCACCAAAGACUCCGUGACGGUCAACGUAGAUGGAGUAGUCUACUACCGAGUGCAGAACGCCACUCUCGCCGUAGCGAAUAUCACCAACGCUGACUCGGCUACUCGGCUGCUGGCUCAAACUACUCUCAGGAAUGUGCUCGGGACCAAGAACCUUUCCCAGAUCCUUUCCGACCGGGAAGAAAUUGCUCACAGCAUGCAGGCCACUUUGGACGAUGCCACGGACGACUGGGGCAUAAAAGUGGAACGGGUGGAAAUCAAGGAUGUGAAGUUACCAGUCCAGCUUCAAAGGGCCAUGGCGGCUGAAGCCGAAGCUACUCGAGAAGCCAGAGCAAAGGUCAUCGCUGCUGAGGGCGAAAUGAACGCUUCCCGGGCACUAAAGGAAGCCUCAAUUGUCAUUUCGGAGUCUCCCGCCGCCCUCCAGCUCCGCUACCUGCAAACUCUCACCACCAUUGCCGCCGAGAAGAAUUCUACCAUCGUCUUCCCCCUGCCUAUAGACAUGCUGCAAGGAAUUAUGGCAAUGAGACACUAGCAAAGACAGCCACGUUGGUGAAAGAGAGAAGGGCUCUUGGGUAGGGAAACUAGGUUAAAUGCAAAAGUCAGCGACGGCUAGGGGAGAAAUUACAACCAUGUAGAGUUUGUAAGUAUUUUGCAUCAGCUGGAUUCUCGGCGUUGUCCCUCUGAACAAAUAAUAGAAGUCCCAUUUUGCUUCUUCCCCCGUUUUAAAAAUUAUACAGAUUAACAGAGUUGGAAGGGACCUUGUAGGUCAUCUAGUCCAACCCCCCGCCCAAGCAGGAGACCAUUUCUGACAGAUGGCAGUCCGGUCUUUUCUUGAAAGCUUCCAGUGAUGAAGCUCCCACAACUUCUGAAGGCAACUUCUGUUCCACGGGUUGAUUGUUCUCACUGUCAGAAAAUUUCUCCUUAAUUCCAGGUUGAACCUCUCCUUUCAAAGAGAGAUUUCUUUUAUACACAUACAUAUAUAAUUUUUACUAAAGCUUUUUCAAAAAGGAAGACAAAACCGAAUACAAACUAACAUCAAGGAAGAAAAAGAAGAAAAGGAUCAAAGGCAAAGCUAACGAGCAAGAAAGGAAAAUCGAAAAGGAAGAAGAAAGAAAAGUUACCAAGAAGUAACUUCCAGUCUUCUUUUCAGCACUUAUUGCAAUUAUAAAUUCACCUCUUCCAUUUAGAAUUUACAAGAUAACUCUCUUCUUUCUGUAAAUCUGGCCCGUCCAAUCCUCAAAGCCAUAAAUUAAAUGUUUAUUGUUUUUCCUCCUUCGUGCAAAAAAGUCUAUAUGGGAAGGAGUUUAAGAGAGACUGUUUUUGAGUGCCUUCCAGCUCUUAAAUAUUUGGAGGGUGAGUGAAAUAAUUGUUUAGAGUCUGGCUUUUUGAAGAAUUAUUUUUUUUUUAAACAAAAAAAUAUUUUCUUCGUUUCUCUCUUGGGAAGACAGCUUCCCUUACAAGAAGUCAGAUCUUCCAUAGUGGCCCCGUUGCCAAGAGAUUGUAACAACGCACAGAUUGUAGUUACGGAGAUAAUGUGCUUGUUAGCGACAUGUUAUGUUCAGGUAACACACAAGCAUCUUCUUUCCAUGUAACCCGAUAUCUGGUUUUGCUAUGUACAUUUUUUUAAAAAAAAUAUAAAAACAAAGAGUUGCUUUUUAAACCGUCUUUAAAAAGAGGAACGUAUUUCAUUUCCUGGUUUUGAUUAUUUAUUUUUUUUCUCCCCCGGAAAAAUAAAACCAUAAAGAAGAUAAAUCUCAUGGCCAGAAAUGAGGCUGAUGCCUUUGAAUCUUUAGUUGAGCUUAAAUUUAUUGUUUCCUAAAAGCUAAAAAGCUCGACAUUUAUUUUAAGACGUCUGUGAUCAGCUGCCUGCAUGGUCAUGUAUCUACCUGAAAGGAAGCUUAAUUUAACAUUAUGGCCUCCUCCGGUGACUGUUGUUUCUAUUUCCACAUUCUCAGCAAGUUUAAAAUAAUUCCUCUGAAAGACCAAUAAACCCCAUAGGCUUCCUUUCAAGUGAGUAUAAUGUUUUUUGUGCUAAAUCUCAGCUUUUUUGCUAAUAUACUCUACCGCGCUGAUGUUUUAAGCCCCGUAUCUCUGUAUAUUUGCAUUGUGUAUUUUGUAAACUUGAGAUCUGAUUGAAAUCAGAACUAUAGGUAAUUGUGACUGAAUCAGCCUUGUGGUUAAUUGUAAUCAUCGCAUUCAGCAUUAUGUGUGUGUAAAGUUUUAAGAACAGGAAAACAGGUUAGAAAAAUCGUAGGUCUGUCAGAUGAACGCUUAAAGGCUUUUCAAUUGUCUGAACCAAGGAACCUGUGUUGAAAUAUUAUAUAUAUAUUAUAUAUAUAAUAUAUAACCAUAUUAUAAAUAUUGUAACAUUCUCCGAAAUUAAAGUGGGAUCCGGCCACUUUAAUUUCAUGGUUAAUUUUAAUUCAGCUUGCAAUGAUAGAGUUCAAAUGGAAGGUGUUUUCCCAAAGGGCAAAAACCCCCAAAAAAAACACACACCAAAGAAACUUUUCUUUAAGCCCGUUUACCAAAAGUGCUCUUAAUAUCGCGUACAAAAGGAAAAAAAAAUAUGGUCAGUGAAAACGUGUCUGAAUUCUAAAGUGUCCUUGUUUAUCAGCUGACGUUCCAAUAAAAAAAUUUUUUUCUUUUA
Molecule: messenger RNA, 3039 nt
Organism: Pantherophis guttatus
Lineage: Eukaryota; Metazoa; Chordata; Lepidosauria; Squamata; Colubridae
Product: stomatin-like
Cellular component (GO): plasma membrane
Source: RefSeq, a predicted model, not a curated record